AUGGACUACAAAGCUUCUUUGGUCAAUGGCACAAAGUUGCUAUACCCCCGGAUCACAGACGAGCUCCUGCGCCAACUGUCGAAGCUAUACGGCAAGGAGGGGUGGAACUUGAACAAAUUGGACAAAUGGAGAAGCCAGGACUUCCCUAAAGAACUCAGCAAACGGUACUCCCAAGGUCGUUUGUACAUCACCAAGGCCGAAUUGGCUUUACUCAUGGACUGGAAACUCGCCAAGGGUAAGUUCAGGCCUUCGCUUCCAAAGCUCAUCCAGGCAAAUUCAGAGGAAUCUGUCGAGAAGGCCACGAAAAGCGGAUUCCUGAUCUUCACAGAGUACGCGAAGAAAAACGCCAAUUGGCUGGACGUGGAUUUGGUGGAGUAUCAGAACGUGCUACGCCUGAGCUUGAAAAGAUUGACCGAAUUGAGAGGCGUAGGCCCUGCUACGGCCAGUUUGCUCUUGGCCGUCCUUAAAGAUGUUACUCCAUUGGCGCCCCCAUUCUUCAGUGACGAGGCUUUUCUUUACUUUGUCCAACAGCCUCUACGCCCGGGCCAACCCAUCAAAUACAAUCUCAAGGAAUACGCCGACGAUUUCUUGCUGGUGAUGAUCAAUGUCGCCAGAAAGUACCAAAUUGACUCACUUGAUGAACAGGCUCACUGA
This is a messenger RNA of Candidozyma pseudohaemuli, 654 nucleotides long. RefSeq lists its product as uncharacterized. Lineage: Eukaryota; Fungi; Ascomycota; Pichiomycetes; Serinales; Metschnikowiaceae. The coding region runs from base 1 to 654 and encodes 217 amino acids. The transcript has 2 exons. The record is from RefSeq and is a predicted model, not a curated record.